Sitophilus oryzae (rice weevil) is the source of this 1335-nucleotide messenger RNA. Its product is annotated as matrix metalloproteinase-16-like. Gene Ontology annotation, molecular function: zinc ion binding; metalloendopeptidase activity. The transcript has a single exon. Bases 16 to 1335 code for a protein of 439 amino acids. NCBI's taxonomy places the organism in Eukaryota, Metazoa, Arthropoda, Insecta, Coleoptera, Curculionidae. The record is from RefSeq and is a predicted model, not a curated record. Gene Ontology annotation, cellular component: extracellular matrix. Gene Ontology annotation, biological process: collagen catabolic process; proteolysis; extracellular matrix organization.
AGUAAAGUCGAUAAAAUGAAGAUAGGAAACAUUUAUUCAUUAUUUAUUAUUAUAUAUUUUUUACAGUGUGCGUGUAGUGACAGCAACGAUAAAUUACAGUUUGCCACAGAGUAUUUAGAAAGAUAUGGUUAUAUUAAUCAUAAUAAUACCAGCAACGUUCAAGACGAGGAAACAUAUAAUGCGUCGUCACUGCAGACGUUAUUUAGGGAGGCCAUUUCAAACUUCCAGCAAUUUUACCACUUGCCCGAGAAUAAUGGAGAUCUGAAUAAUGAAACCAUAUCGCUUAUGGAAAGAUCACGUUGUGGUGUCAAGGACGAUUACUUGCUGGUGCCAUUUUCCGUAGGAUCUAAUAAGUGGAACAAAACAAAAAUUACCUGGAAUUUUCUUCGCGUAACACAGGAUCCUUAUAUAAAUGUUGCCGAAAGAGCAUUUACUACGUGGGAAAAGGUUACAAAGUUGAAAUUUGAACGGGAAAUCAUUUUCAAACCGGAUAUAGUAAUUUCCUUCGCCGAUGGUUUCCGUCAGCACUAUGAUCGAUGUGAUAGAAGUAAGGUGAGUUUGUGCAGUAGUGAUUUCGAUGGUCGCGGAGGAGUUUUAGCGCAUGCAACAAUGCCGAGACAAAAUCCAGAAUGUCUCGAAAUCCACUUGGAUCGAAGUGAAGACUGGAUUUAUUCUCGAGAUAUACAAAAUCAGUCCGGAUACAGUUUAUAUUGGGUCUUAUUACAUGAAAUUGGACAUACGUUAGGUUUAAGGCAUUCAUCUAAUAAUAACGCUAUAAUGAAUGCUGUAUAUAAUCCAACAUAUCAUGAUCUAAGUCCAGACGAUAUACUUGCUAUUCAAUAUUUAUAUGGUGUUCCCGAUGUUCCUAAACCAACACCACCACCACCACCACCCUCUACAUCAUCAAGGAUACUACAAACAACAACGACAGAAAAAAUAAUAAAUUCUACUCCACAAGUAAACCCUCCUCAGAUAUGUGAUAUAAAAAAAUUCAAUGCAUUCCUAAUUUUAAACAGUAAUCUAUAUGUAUUUUAUAAAACGUGGGUUUGGAUCAUCGAUCUUAAAGUAAAGGUGGUUGGUAAGCCUGAAAUUAUAACAGAUUAUUUAACAUUUUUACCGAAGAGUUUCAAACAAGUUGAUCACAUUUAUCGAAGACCCUCCGGUGAUAUUUUACUAAUUAGUGAUAACAGACUGUAUCUGUUUGAUUUUCCGAGUUUUAUUCCAAAAAAUGGAGGGAUGGGUAGAGCAUUGGAUAAUUUAGGUAUUCCAAAAAAUAAACAUAUAUCUCAAUAUUUAAUUCGUACUCAGGCAACACCUACCAUAUAUAUUUUAUGA